AGUUUACAAUCAGAAAAUAAAAGUCACACAUACAUUUUUUUUUAACUGCAUAAGCAUUUUAAAACAGAUUUAAAUGGUUUUAAAUGUCACGGUUCCAGUCUUUGUUUUGAAAACGCCAGAGUGCGUGUGUUCAGCGGUUCUGCGUGGUUUUGCCAGGAGGGGGUUUUAGCGUCAGCAGCGUCCGGUGGUUCGUUGUGUACGAGUCUCGGUUGAACGCAGGCUUACAAUUUUCUACUUUUUAGGUAGGAAAUCGUUGCUUGCAGUCCGGCGUACUCAUCUCGCCAAACGUGUGUGAUCCCAGCUGACAGAAAUCUGCAUUGGAGGAACGUCUGUGUGAAACAGGCAAAAUGGAACAGGAGCUUCCAAGUCAGGCUGCCCUCCUGGUGACGGUCGUUGAGGCACACCACUCGGAGGAAAGGGAGACAGACUUGCUAGCAGAUGCUGUUGCCCAGUCUGGCGCUUGUCUCGACCCCGACACCAUCUUAGUGCCUGGCAUUGAAAGCAAUCUUGACCCGGUUGACCAGACAGGUGAAGCCGAGUUGGCUCCACUUGAAAUGGAAGCUUCCCUGCCCCUGAACUCCACCGACAGUGGGAGCAGUUUGCAGCUUCAAGAAGACCAGAAGUCUGAGCAGCAUCAUUUUGAGCAGCAGCUGCUAGAGCAGCAGCUGCCAGAGCAACAACCAGUAGAGGAGCAGUCAGUAGAGAAGCAGCCAGUAGAGGAGCAGCCAGUAGAGGAGCAGCCAGUAGAGGAGCAGCCAGUAGAGGAGCAGCCAGUAGAGGAGCAGCCAGUAGAGGGGCAGCCAGUAGAAGGGCAGCCGUCGAAACAGCACUUAUUGGAGCAGCAGCCAACAGCAGUGUCACAGACCCCUCUAGACAAAGCUGUCAUGGCUGAGCCAUUGAGUGGCUCACCAGUUAAGGAGUUCCAAAGCCACAAGCACAGAGAGGUGGCACCCACAUUGCAGAAUGGAGAAGAGGGCCUUGAGCCUGCUGAGCAGCCCCCCAAGCCUGCUGAAGAAACCCCGUCGAGGUAUAAGCCAGCCAUGCUGAAACUGAUGGCCAUGUUAGCCAGCCAGGAACCACCCACUCCUACCAAGUCACUUCCUUCAAAGAUGGAGCGCUUGACUUUUCGGAACAGCACGCCUGCUCGUAAGGUGCCUGAGAAGGCCAAGGCUUACAAGACCUACUUCCGUCAGCAGAGUGCAAGUUCACAAACUGGUCCGUCGGCCUACGCGUGCCAAAAAUGCAGCUUCCGCACCAGCCGCAUGGACAACCUAGUGCGUCACAACAAAGCCGACUGCGCCUUUGUCAAGGACUUCUUCAGCUGGGAUGCCAACACCUUUACCGAGGCGACGCAGCUUCCCAAAAAGCGAUCCCUCUCACCAGACACCAACGGCGGGGUCGUGGCCAGUAUGGCUGAAACGAGUGUGCCCAAGCGCAAGGGGGUCCCACGCAGAUACCUUGAACUGAGCUCCAAGUCUUCUGACAGGAGGAAGUCAACCCCCAGCUCCCAGAGCAAAUUGCAGUCUGAGUCUAUUGAAGAUGGAUCAGAUCUGGAAGAUGAACUGAGCCUAUCGAAUGCCACGCCACAUGAAGAGUUUGAGUUUUCAGAGGACGAUGUUGUCUGGGUAGAGUGGAAACGUCUACACUGGCCUGCCCUGGUGCUGAAGUUGUAUCCAAGUACCCGGAAGGCCAAGGUGUUCCUGAUAGAUUCCAUUACAUCCAAAGAGACAGUUAUGAUCAGUGUGAAGAAGAUCUUCGACUUCAACAGUGCUGAAAGAACCAAACGAUUUUUGAACGAGGGCCGUGUGGGACGCAACAGUGGUGCCCUCGUCAAAGCAGUGCAAAAAGCUGAAGAGUUCCUUCGUAAGCGUUGCCUCGGCAUCAACAUCAAUGCCCGGCAGUUCUUCUGCGAUGAAGAGGUGAGGUUCACAGAAGACCCUCCGUCGGAAGCGAGCGACGACUCAUACGUGGAGUGCUCCGAGGCCUCUCCCGAAGAGCUGGGAAGCCAAGGCAGCGACACAUUGUCGGAAGCGGCUCAGGCCAGCAAGGAAAGACGCAAACUACGCAAUGAGAAAUUGGUCGACUGCAUCAAGGGCGGAAAAGUGAAUAGCCACCUGCUGGGCAUCCUCAACGGGACAGUGCCUAGCGAACGCCACAAGAGGUUCCACAGCAAUGUCCAGUCCGACCGCAUCCAGCUGAAGCAGUGGUCCUGGUUUGGGCCAAUCGACAAUGCCUCACAGCAAGAGGAGAUCUACGAGUUUUGUUUUGAGCUUCUGAAGGCAAACUCCGACCUGGAUGACACUUUCGACAUUGCCUCGUAUGUCAUUGAGGUGUGGUGCCCCGAGGCGGUGAUGAAGGCCCUGUGCCGCGUGAGGCGUGUGCAGAUGGAUCGCGCUGAGGAGAUCCUUGUCCGAGCCGUGGUCCCCAGUGCUGCAGAGUACGAGAUGAAGUGCCGCGAAUUGCUGUCGAUCCCACCCACACCCGAAGAAAAGCGCGAGCACAAGGAGCGCCUACGCACAGAGUUUCGCGAUUUAGGCAUCGCCGACGACAUCCUGGCUGCCCUAGAAUUUUGAGUGCUGCUUUCCUCUCCGCCAUGGACUUGGGCAAGCCAGUCACUCUGUCGGGAGAAAAUCUCCCCCCUCCCCCCCCCCCCCCCCCC
Ixodes scapularis (black-legged tick) is the source of this 2659-nucleotide messenger RNA. RefSeq lists its product as uncharacterized. Lineage: Eukaryota; Metazoa; Arthropoda; Arachnida; Ixodida; Ixodidae. The transcript has 12 exons. The record is from RefSeq and is a predicted model, not a curated record. Bases 348 to 2573 code for a protein of 741 amino acids.